AUAUGUUUAGAACAGGUGUUAGAUAAACAUUGCCAUUGUGUCAAGCAUGAAUGUGAAAUAGUUUGCGGUCCACAGCACGCUAUAUACAACGAAAAGUAAUCGUGUUUUGGAUUUCUUUGUACUUCAAACAAACAAUUGACAAUGACAUGCAUAUGCUACAUGUAUUUCCGAACGUACAAAUGAUGAAGAAGGGGGGGGGAGGCAUGGAUGUACUGUUGUUGUUCCCUGUCCCCACAUUUUAUUUUCGCUGAACGAUCUUUUCAUAUAAAUAAGAUGCAUUUAGUUUUUUGGUGAGAUUCCUCUUCAUUAUUUCUAACAGCGGUUUGAACAUUACCGUUUGAAGAUUACUUUUGUAACUUUUCAGUGCCUAGUUUGGAAUUCUCAUUUAGCUACAUUUACAUGUUGUAAAUUUUGCAUAUUUAUUGCGAGUCACUUCUGUUACGUAUUUUUUUUUUCAUAUUAGAACUCCUACACAAGCUUCGAAUCUUAUAGUUUUUUGCUAAGGUUAUUAGCAUUUUCAUAUAAAGAACUGUUUUAUAGAAUUAAAACAAUAGCAAUGUGUAUUACGUCUCAUUCAGACAAACGGAUGAGUCUCCUUUGCAAUAUGAAUAUGAGCUUUUACACAAGAAGUGUAAUACACACAAGUUGAUGAGUACAGCGUUUAAUGUACCUGUGUACAAACUCUUGUUUUUGAGUUUUUUUGUUGUUUUUUUUUAGAUUUACGUAUAACAAACAAUCACUACAAUUGCUAAAUGUAAAUCCAUGCUUAUAUGUUAGUCUAAUUCAUCAUCAUAUUUGAAUUAGUAUAUCCUCUUGCACUAACUUUCAUGUUAAAAAUUAGCUAUCUCCACUCUUGUUGAUGACACAGUAUUCAGUUUCAAAGUAAUAUUGCACCUGUAUGAUGAACAUCUUUUCUAAAUAACUUCCUAAAUUUUGUUUUCAGUUAUACAUGUAUUUAUCUGACUUAUUUGGAUUCAGAUUCUCUCCAACCUGAUUUUGAAUUGAAGAUAACUUCAUUAUUGAUUACAAAAAAUAAUUCUACUUUCAUGGUUUGAUUGUUAUUUACAGAUAAUUAUGCACUGGAUUCUGUAGUACAAGUCAUGCAGAUGCAUGUUUAUGUGUGUAUUUAAAUGAUUUCUGGUAAGGUAAUGAAAUGGAAGUAAAGCGUUUCAUAAUCCUGCAUCAUUGGUGUGUUUUGACAUGUGGCAUUUGUUAGUGUAUGUGGUUAUGUGUAAUUUUCUUUUUUGUCCAGUUUGUUUGUUCCUUUCUAUUAUAAGUGACUUACAUAUAUGUAUCAAACUAUUGAUUUGUUUCAUUUCAGUUGUAUUCUAAAGAUAUUUCAUACACUAUUUAACUGGAACACAACAGUACAUGUAUUUGUUCACAAAGCCAAGAAUUUAUCUAGUACUCAAAAUUCAGUUUUCACACAAAUGACUGAGUAUAAGUUAGGCAGGAUAGAAGUGUGUCUGAAGGUUGGAAAGUUAAUCGAGCAGCAGGUUGAUGUCAUAGUGUGCAGUGGACCCCAAGACCUACAGCUGAAAAAUGGAGGAAUGGCCGAAGCGUUGCUGAAGGCAGCGGGAGCUGGCAUUCAGACAGAGUGUCAUAAAAAAUAUCCCCAAGGAAUUAACUAUGGAGAAAUUGCCAUUACUGAUGGAUAUGACUUACCAUGUAAAUUUGUGUAUCAUGGAGCCAUUCCUAAGUGGGCCUCCACUUGCACCCCCACACCUAAACAGAGUUUGAAAGAAUUUGUGACAAACUGCUUAGAGGAAGCGAAUAAACACAAGAUGACAAAGACCCUGGCUAUGCCUACCCUCGGGACUGGGUCGCUGGAAUACCCUCCUGAUGAGGUGGCUGAGGUCAUGGCGAAAUGUAUUGAAGACUUCGACAAGAAACAUCCUCAAACUGAACUCACCAGGAUCACCAUUGUAGCUUACAACUUGGACAAGAAGUGGCAAACUGUUCAAAAGGCAUUUUUAUCCACACUGCAAGUGACCAAUCCUUCUCUGAUAUCACAGGGGCCAGUCUCCUCAGUUGUCACACAAAAGACUGAGUGUGAGUUAGGCAGGAUAGAAGUGUGUCUGAAGGUUGGGGAGUUGAUCGAGCAGCAGGUUGAUGUCAUAGUGUGCAGUGGACCCCAAGACCUGCAGCUGAAAAAUGGAGGAAUGGCCGAAGCGUUGCUGAAGGCAGCGGGAGCUGGCAUUCAGACAGAGUGUCAUAAAAAAUACCCCCAAGGAAUUAAUUAUGGAGAAAUUGCCAUUACUGAUGGAUAUGACUUGCCAUGUAAAUUUGUGUAUCAUGGAACCAUUCCUAAGUGGGCCUCCACUUGCACCCCCACACCUAAACAGAGUUUGAAAGAGUUUGUGACAAACUGCUUAGAGGAAGCGAAUAAACACAAGAUGACAAAGACCCUGGCUAUGCCUACCCUCGGGACUGGGUCGCUGGAAUACCCUCCUGAUGAGGUGGCUGAGGUCAUGGCGGAAUGCAUUGAAGACUUCGACAAGAAACAUCCUCAAACUGAACUCACCAGGAUCACCAUUGUAGCUUACAACUUGGAUAAGAAGUGGCAAACUGUUCAAAAUGUGGCAUUUUUAUCCACACUGCAAGUGACCAAUCCUACUCUGAUAUCACAGGGGCCGGCCUCUUCAGUUGUCACACAAAAGACUGAGUUUAAGUUAGGCAGGAUAGAAGUGUGUCUGAAGGUUGGAAAGUUGAUCGAGCAGCAGGUUGAUGUCAUAGUGUGCAGUGGACCCCAAGACCUGCAGCUGAAAAAUGGAGGAAUGGCCGAAGCGUUGCUGAAGGCAGCGGGAGCUGGCAUUCAGACAGAGUGUCAUAAAAAAUAUCCCCAAGGAAUUAACUAUGGAGAAAUUGCCAUUACUGAUGGAUAUGACUUGCCAUGUAAAUUUGUGUAUCAUGGAGCCAUUCCUAAGUGGGCCUCCACUUGCACCCCCACACCUAAACAGAGUUUGAAAGAAUUUGUGACAAACUGCUUAGAGGAAGCGAAUAAACACAAGAUGACAAAGACCCUGGCUAUGCCUACCCUCGGGACUGGGUCGCUGGAAUACCCUCCUGAUGAGGUGGCUGAGGUCAUGGCGGAAUGCAUUGAAGACUUCGACAAGAAACAUCCUCAAACUGAACUCACCAGGAUCACCAUUGUAGCUUACAACUUGGACAAGAAGUGGCAAACUGUUCAAAAGGCAUUUUUAUCUGCACUGAAAAUGACCAAUCCUACUCUGAUAUCACAGGGGCUGACGUCUUCAGCUUCCAGCUUGUCCUCAAAGAAAGUGAAUUCCAAACAAUAUUUUCAAGAUCUUUAUGCCUCCACACCAAUAUCUCCUUCGUACUGGACCAAAUAUACAUCCAACAAAACUCUGGCAAUCUGGAACACUUCUUUCUCGCAGAGCGCGUUUCAUGUCGUGGAUGUGAAAAUUGCCAACCCUGUAAUAUACAAAGCUAUAGAAGAUUUAGCCCUGAGAACAUGGCAGCCCCUGUUUGUGGGAAAAGGUGUGGAUUCUGUUGGUCUAGAUCAGUUAGGAUAUACAAAAAUAAAAAUUACAAAAAUAGAGCGGCUGGAAAAUCCACACCUUUUUGAGGAAUAUUGGAAGUAUAGAGAAAAGAUCUUUCUAAAAGCUGCUCAGAGUGGUGUUUUGAAACCACUUGGUCAAAUUCCAGCAGUUAAAAAGGGGGAUGUGUUGACGACUGCAACUGCUGAUGCAUCACUGCAGGUAGAGAUUUACCCAGGUAUUAAUGAACACUACCUUUUUCAUGGAACACAACCAGAAUUAAUUCAGAACAUUCACACCCAGGGGAUGGAUGGCAGAGUUGCAAACAGUCCUUCCUUCGGGAGAGGAGUUUAUUGUGCGGAGAGUUCCACGAAGUCGGAUCAGUAUGCAGAUCCUAAAACACACAGGGAUUUAAAGAAAAAGAAAAUGCUACUAGUUAGAGCCUGCCUGGGAGAAAUGUUUAUUCGGACAGACACCGUAAACAAGUACGCGUACACCAGGCCUCCAUGUCAAAGCUGUCAUCAGGAUCGCUGCAUUGACGCCACACACAGCUCUCGUUUCUUCGACUCCAUCGUAGUGGACGGAAAUUGGAAUUUUAGAGAAUUCAUUUUGUACGAUAACAAGGCUUGUUACCCGGAGUACUUGAUAACAUACAAGAGAAUAUAAACUGGCCAGUAUUUAAAAUCUCUUAUACAUGUAUCUGAUGAUAUUAGAGCAACAUUAGAGCAAUCAGCAAAUAUAAUAUUUUUAAGCGCAUGCAGCUUAAAUCGUUGUAUUAUAUCAGUGCUUUCAACUAACUUAUUAUUCCUUCAUGGACAUUGCUAUGUUGACAAUUAGUUAAUUUUAAUGUUUUAAACUUGUGUAUUUUUUAAUUUAAUUGCAUGUACUGUGCCAAUGAUUGCCAUUUUGUUUGUAAAAUUGUGCACUUUUAUAAAUUUUAAUAAUAAUAAUGAUGAAUGUAAUAUAUGUACAUAGUUUUUCAUGUUCUCUGUGAUGGAUUUUUUGUGUUGUCUUUGAUUAAUUUUAUAUGUCCUUUAUGGUGAAUUUUUCAUGUUGUCUUGAUGAAUUUUUCAUGUUCUUUUACAUUUAUAUGGAUUUUUAUUUUCUCUGAGAUGGAUUUUUAUAUGCCCGUCACAGAUGGGUUGUAUUAUGGUAUGACAUCAUGCAUUUGUCUGUCUGUUCAUCUGUCAGCAUGCUCUGGGCCAGAUUAAACCUAGUGCUUAAAAAUCUCAGAUAAUCAACUUGGUACACAAAGCUAUGAUUAGAGAAAGAAACUUAUUGGUUGUUUUUUUUUAUAGGUCACAAUCAAACUUGCAUGGUUAAUUUUAUUUUAAGAACAAGACUAGGAUAAUCAAACUUAAUACACAUUUCUCCAUCAGUUUCAGUUUACUUUAUUCACUCACACCAUAUUAUGGUACAUGAGGUACAAUAUAUACAAUAUUUACAAAUAGAAUAUAUUAUAUGCAAGGUACACGUGAAAUAAGCAGGGAGUUGUUUUAUAUACAUAAAAUUAGUUAAGGAGGACAGAAUUGGUCAUAUAUUUUAGAUAUAAAACUACACAAUUUGAUAAGUACAUUAGGGUCUGAAGUUGACAUUAACUCUGAAAAUUUGAAAAAGUUAGGUUUGUGACAAUAUUUUCUACACAGAUACUUUCCUCUAUAACAUUCAAAAAACUUACAUUCAAGGAUAAAAUGAUAUUCGUCAGCUAUCUGACCCGUAUUACAGAUAUGGCAAGUUCUUUCGUCUUUAGGAGUGCCACACCAUCUUCCAGUCUCUACUGGGAGUUGGUGAUUUGAAGUUCUAAAUUUGAUAAAUAUUGUUUGAAGUUUUUUAGGUAAAGUAUUUAAGUAUUUUUCAAACCCAAAUUCACUUUUGAAAAUGCCAUACGUUUCACCCUUAGAUGACUCCCGUAUAUCACUUUGCCAUUUCUGUAUAUACUGAUCUUUAAGACGUCGUUCAACAGUAAUUUUUAACCAGUUUGUAUUAAAAAAUGCUUGUUCAUUCCAUAUAUUGGAGUGUCCACAAAGAUCAAAAAUAUUUUCAAUACAAGAUAACCAAGAAUUCUUAUAACUUCCUCUACAGAAUAGAUUAUGUACAUACUUGUACAAACUACACACAAUCUUACUAUCUGGAAUUAAAAAUAACCUUCCCCAGUAAGAAAUCAUUCUUGUAUACACUGUUACAUAUAAAGGAAAGCGGCCAGUUUCUCCAUAGACCAUAUAAUUUGGAGUACUACUUUUUAAGUUGAAAAUAUAUUUUAAAAUUUUAAGUGCAUUCGCUCAAUAAUGUCAAGAUUUUCGAACCCCCAAAUCUCACAACCAUACAAAAGUACAGGUGCAACAACUUUAUCAAACAAAUCAAGUUGACAUUCAACUGAUAGAUUAUAUUGUCUAAUUUUUCGUAUAACUCCAUACAUGGCUUUUUGGGCUUGCUCACAUAAAUGUGUUUUUGCCUUGUUAAACGAUCCUGAUCUGGAAAAAAAUAUACCCAAAUAUUUGAAUUCUUUCACAAUUUCAAUAACUUUGUUAUUAAAGUAAAAUGUAUUAUUUGGAGGUCGACCUUUGGAAAAAAACAUAAUUUUUGUUUUAUCGACGUUGACAUGUAAUUUCCACUGAAUACAAUAUGAAUGAAACUCAUUAAGAGCAUGUUGUAAUCCCACUGCAGACUCUGAUAUAAUCACUGUAUCAUCGGCAUAGAAUAAAAUAAAAAGUUUUAAAUAAAGUAGACAUUGGUUUUCGUCAGUGUUUGGUAUACUUGAAUUAAUAGAGAGCCCAAGAACGUUUUUGCUAGAAAGAAACUCUUCUAAGUCAUUGAUAUAAAGCGAGAACAAAAGAGGAGAUAAAUUUUCACCCUGACGAACCCCAAUCUUACAGUUAAAAAAUUCAGACGACUGGCCAUUAAUGGAUAUCAUAGACUUAACGCCAUCAUACAUGUUUUUUAUAUAUGUAAAACACUUGCCAUCAAUACCGUUUUUUAACAAUUUAUACCACAACCCAUUUCUCCAAACAGUGUCAAAUGCCUGUUUAAAAUCGAUAAAAGCACAAUAAAGUUUCUUUUUGUUAAACAUUACCAUAUUGGUUAGAAAAUGCAACGUUAAUAUAUUGUCAAGAGUGGAAUACCCUUUCCUAAAACCUGUUUGACUUUCACUAAUAAGGUUAUAAUUGUCUACAUACAAUUCCAAACGUUUACAUAGAAUAGAAGUGAAAAGCUUACCAAGACAACUUAUCAGUGUUAUUGGACGGUAGUUUUCAGGUUUCGUUGGGUCGCCUUUGUUUUUGAAAAUCGGUUUUACUAUGCCUAUUGACCAUUCGUCGGGUAUAAUCCCACUAUCAAAAAUCAAAUUAAAUAAUUUUGUAUAUACGGGCAAAAAAAUAGACAAAGAUGAUGAAAUAUGUUCAUUCAAUACAUUGUCAAAGCCUGUUGCCUUAUCAUUUUUCAGUUGUUUAGCCGCAGCUAAAAUCUCCUCCUCACUGAUUUUGACAUUCAAGAAACCAUCACAAUCAUGUUUGUCUACAGAAGAACUAAAUAAAUGUACAUCUUCAGUAUGACUAUCAGAACAUUCAUUCAUAGUCUUCAAAAAAUCAUACAUUGAGUUGAUAUCAACAGCACAUUUAUCUGCACUUUUUGAACCAUCAUAGACCUGAUUAAUGAUAUGAUGCAGUGUGUCUGUGUGUUCAUCCAUCAAGCACCUUGUGGGAAGGAUUAAAAGAUUAGUAGUAGGGGUAGGACAGUCCAAUCACGGGUAAUUAUGAAGUAAACGCAGUAAUUAGGCUAGGAUCAUCGAACUUCAUCUACAUGUUCCUGAGGUGUUGAUGCCUUGUAUCUUUUAAAAAGGAAUAAUUUUGUCUUUUCCAGCAGAAACUCGUAUGAGAGCAAAUAAAUAAAUGUUUAUUCGGUAUAUACAUGUACAUGUACAUACACACAAACAUACACACAUAAAUACCAAGGACAACCCAUUAAAACUCGAAAGCUUAUUUCCAAUGGGGUCCUUUGAUGCACGGAUGUUUGCGCUGGGGGAUCAUUUAUGUGGGAGGAAACCGGAGUACCAGGAGGAAACUCUCGUGUCCGAGCGGGUGACCGUCAUACCCUCUCGCAUACAACCACUGCCGAUCACGGGGAUCGAACUUGGGUCGCAGCGGUGAGAAGCGAGAGUGCUACCCGGACACCCAAAUAGAAAUAGAAUAGAAAAGAUCUGGGGCCUGUUUUACAAAAGAACUUACAACUAAAACUAAAAAUGUUACAUACACAUACAUGUAGUCCUAAAAAGCUUGUCGACUUAAUUCAUUUUGUGAGAUUAUGCUUAUCUAGAAUUGUAUAAUAAAAUUUUUCUUAUUUACAUUAAAAUCAUAAUUUAAUCAACAUAUAAAGAAGAAAAUACAUGUAAAUUGCCAAAGAGUUUGGUCUGAAUAAGAAGUUCUUUUGUAAAAAUUGAUUUUAAUAAGAUUGUAAUAUGUCAUUCUUUUCUACGGUAUACACGUUUUCAUCAUAUAUGAUUUCAUAUUUACUGGAAAAAUAAAACUAUCCAAAUUGAAAUAUUUGUGAUAUGACUUGUAAUGAUAUUUUAAGAAUAUAUCUGUGAUGAAAUGAUUUUACAUAAAACUUUAAGACUGUU
Ostrea edulis (European flat oyster) is the source of this 8112-nucleotide messenger RNA. Its product is annotated as protein mono-ADP-ribosyltransferase PARP15-like. Bases 1290 to 4166 code for a protein of 958 amino acids. The record is from RefSeq and is a predicted model, not a curated record. Lineage: Eukaryota; Metazoa; Mollusca; Bivalvia; Ostreida; Ostreidae. The transcript has 16 exons. Gene Ontology annotation, biological process: negative regulation of gene expression. Gene Ontology annotation, molecular function: transcription corepressor activity; NAD+ poly-ADP-ribosyltransferase activity. Gene Ontology annotation, cellular component: cytoplasm; nucleus.